Medioppia subpectinata is the source of this 1716-nucleotide messenger RNA. Lineage: Eukaryota; Metazoa; Arthropoda; Arachnida; Sarcoptiformes; Oppiidae. The record is from the annotation of a GenBank genome assembly.
AUGGAAGAUUGGGUUUACCCUCUAUUCUGGAAGGGAUGGCGAACAGAGAGUCUAUCGUACGAACACUUAAGCCGAUGCUCUAAAAAUGAUGAGGCCCUAGUAGUGGUUCAACAAUUGGAAAGAAAUUGGGACAUUGAACGCCGUAAGCGUAAACCUAAAUUCUGGUGGGCGUUGCUUAAAACUUUUGGCUUACAGUUUAUAAUCCCGGUCACUAUUUUUGGAAUCGGGGAAUGUAUAGUACGAAUUGGUCAGCCCCUACUUUUGGGGUUUGUGAUUGACUAUUUCAGAGGAGCCAACUAUCUGAGCUACCAACAUGCCUGUAUGGCUGCGGGUGGUAUAGUAGUUUGUUCAGCCCUGUACAUCACACUACACCACCCGUGCCUAAUGCGUAACCUACAGGUGGGCAUGAGAUUGCGUAACGCGUGCACUACUCUCAUGUAUCAAAAGUGUCUAAAACUGAGCCAAUCAUCGCUGGCGAAGACAACUGUCGGCCAAAUAAUCAAUAUUAUGUCCAACGAUGUCAACCGAUUUGAUGAGUUUGCAAUUUCAAUGACAUGCGUGAUUGUGGGGCCCAUACAAGCCGUACUAGUUAUUUAUCUAACAUGGACAUUUUGUUUGGGUAUUUCAACUGUGGUGGGACUGGGCCUGUUUGUGCUAUACAUACCAUUUCAGUUAAUCAUGGGUAAACUAUUUUCGCGCUUCAGACAAAAAACGGCAAAAUUAACUGAUGCCCGAUUACGGCUAAUGAACGAGAUUAUUUCUGGUAUGAGAGUGAUCAAAAUGUACACAUGGGAGCAGUCAUUUUCUGACUUAGUGACCAAAGCUAGAAAGUUGGAAGUGAAUGACAUACGCAAAGUGUGUUACUUAAAAGCGGUCAAUCUGUCACUAUUCCUGAUCGCCACCAAGAUCAUAUUGUUUUUCUGUUUCCUGACGUACGUACUAUUAGGUCACGUUCUCAGCUCCAAGAGUGUGUUUGUUACAAUGGCCCUGUUCAAUAUGCUCAGAAUCACAUUAACAUGGAUAUUUCCCCAGGGUAUAGCCCAGGGGGCUGAGCUCCUGGUCACUUGUCGUAGAAUACAGGUGGAUUUUCUCGAGCUUGAUGAAAAAGAGCCGAUGCCUACAGACCCUGGCAUUAAAAAGCCAACUCUAGACAAUAUCUCUCUAAACUUAAAACCUGGUGACUUGUUAGUGGUGAUUGGUCCUGUUGGGUCGGGCAAAAGCUCACUGUUAAUGACCCUGCUCCGGGAACUGGAGCUAUUGAGUGGGUCUAUUCAUAUGAACGGCACCGUUAGUUACGCAGCACAAGAGCCGUGGAGUUUCAACAAUAGUGUCCGAAAUAACAUAUUGUUUGGCCGCGAGUACGACGAGCGCCGGUAUAAAGAUGUGGUACGAGUGGCGGCACUCGAGCGGGACUUAAAGAUAUUCCCGUUCGGCGAUCGGACACUAGUGGGCGAAAAGGGUGUGUCACUCAGUGGUGGUCAAAAAGCGAGAAUAACGUUAGCAAGAUCUCUGUACAGAAACGCAGACAUAUUCCUUAUGGACGACCCGUUAUCGGCAGUGGACGCGGCCGUUGCCGAACAUAUAUUUGAACAGGGGCGGGGCAAUAGAGGUCAACGAUACUGUUAUUACUAUUGUGUGUAUGUAAUCCUAUGGUCUGAUAUCAUCAGCUGUGGAUCAGCUCUCGAGCUUCUCCCAAACUUCUAUAUGGUAUCAUAA